AUGGAAUAUUUGAUCAGACUAUCGCAAACUCAUGAAACAUUUCGAAUCGCUGAGAUUGAGGCGCUAGCUAUUCUUGAAAAUAUCGAUAUCGAGGUGCUCUCUUACAGCCCAGAAUCCCCAUUCUGCAUAGUGAAACUAUCUUCUGAGGAAGCAGCAGUGAGACUUGUUCAGCGAAGUGUGUUGGCGAAAGCUGUUUAUGAAAUUUGGGGCCAGGGGAAAACCUACGAGGCUGUACAUGAAACCACCAAAAAGCUUUCGCAUCAUUUAUGGCCGAAGUUUCAGUACUCUUCCUUCAAAUUCUCUUUCGAUGCCUUUCAAACAACACGAACCUUAAAUGAGCAGCGACAGAUCAUCAAUAGUUUCAGCUUUCUAAACUUUAAAGGCCCCAUUAAAAUGAAAGGAGCAGACCAGGAGUUUUGUAUACUCGAACAGUGGAAUCUGCAUCCAGAAAAUCCAAAUUCUAAAGAGCCUGAGAUGAUUUAUUUAGGCAGGCAUCUUGGAAAUGGUGAUCGUGACUCCCUUCAGAAGUAUGACCUCAAAAAGCGAAAUUAUAUCUGCACAACAUCAAUGGAUGCUGAACUUGCUCUAAUAACGGCUAAUCUUACUUUGGCUGGACCUGGAAAAAUCUUCUAUGAUCCCUUUGUCGGUUCGGGAAGUUUUCCUAUCGCCUGUGCUCAUUAUGGCGCCUUUGCGUUUGGCAGUGAUAUUGAUGGACGUAGUAUCCGAGGAAAGUAUGAUAAAUCUCUUCGAUCAAAUUUCAUUCAAUAUAGUUUAGAAAACUACUUUGGAGACACCUUUGUUGCUGAUCUUACCAAUAAUCCUCUAAGAAAAGCUAGAUUAUUUGAUGGUAUAGUCUGUGACCCUCCCUACGGAGUGCGUGAAGGUUUAAAAGUCCUUGGAAGCCGAGAUCCCAACAAAGGAAAGGAGCCUGUAAUUCGGAAUGGCCAAGCCCAUCACACCAUGGAGAGUUACAUUCCUCCGAAGAGACCGUACGGUUUCUUGGAUAUACUAGACGACCUUCUAGAGUUUGCGGCUAUCUUUCUUGUUGAGAACGGACGACUUUCUUUCUGGAUGCCGAUGGCAAAUGAUGAGAACCAAGAGGUCAAAAUCCCUCAUCAUCCCCAUCUUCAGAUUGUCAGCAUCUGCACUCAAAGCUUUUCCAAGUGGUCUAGACGACUCAUAACGUACCGUAGAAUUGAAAUCUCAGAGUCGACCGAUACUGUCCUUGAGCGCAAGCAAAGAGAAAAGGGAAAAAAUGCGGACGACCUGAACCAUUUUAGAAAAGAAUACUUUCAAGGCUUCAGGGUAAUAGGUACAUGA
Blumeria graminis f. sp. triticale is the source of this 1320-nucleotide messenger RNA. Lineage: Eukaryota; Fungi; Ascomycota; Leotiomycetes; Helotiales; Erysiphaceae. The record is from the annotation of a GenBank genome assembly.